This is a messenger RNA of Osmia bicornis bicornis, 1551 nucleotides long. RefSeq lists its product as uncharacterized. The coding region runs from base 1 to 1551 and encodes 516 amino acids. The record is from RefSeq and is a predicted model, not a curated record. NCBI's taxonomy places the organism in Eukaryota, Metazoa, Arthropoda, Insecta, Hymenoptera, Megachilidae. The transcript has a single exon.
AUGCCGAAAUCGCGGGACACCUCACCGGCCUCGCACGACAGCUCGGCCCGCUCCAGCAAGGCGGACGAGGAAACGACCACGGCGCCCCCGCUUCUAGAAGUCCCGGAAGAGACGACUCAGUCCUCGCAGACCACACGCCCACGCUCGCCAGUACGCCUCUCCUCUGAGCUUCAGGUCCGCGCAAAGAUGCAGGAGGAACGCCUGGACACGAUGUUGUCCAUCGUGGAAGAUUUGCAGGCAUCGACCGCGAAGGAGCCUCUGACCAUCAUCGCGUCAGAGGUGGAAAUUACUAAAACCACCUUGAUGGAGUUGCAUCUUAUGUUCCAUCAAGAGCAUCAAGCCCUCAGCCGUCUGUGGCCGGUGUCACAGCUCGACCACGGCUAUUACAAAACGAAGGUGGCCUCGCAGGAGGAGAAGGUCGUACUGACGGCCCGAAAGCUGAUUGCUCAGCUGGAGCAUCGACUUGCACCCAGCACGACCACGCAGACCACGACGUCCACGCAGCCACUUGCAGCCAAAAGAUCACGCUUGCCUGAAAUUGCACUCCCCAAAUUCGAAGGGGAGUACAACAGAUGGCAGGCUUUUAAAUCUGCCUUCACAUCGGUGAUAAUGGAACGCGACGACCUCGCAGAAGUGGACAAGCUCCACUACCUCAAAGGAGCAGUUUCAGGCAACGCAGCCCACGUCAUCGCUCAUUUACCCGCUACAAACGAGGCCUUCCAAAAGGCCUGGAAGCUUCUCGAUGAGCGGUUUGAGAACAAGCGGCUCAAUGUCCAGUCCUACAUGGACCGGAUCUCUGAUUUGAAGCCAAUGAAGCAGCGAAGGGCCAGUUCGCUGAUCAAGAUGACGAACAUCAUCGGCGAAACGCAAGAGGCUUUGACCACGUUCGGGCUCAAUGAUCCUCACUCCUGCUUCUUACUGAACCACCUCGUCAGGCUGCUCGAUUCAGACACGCGAGAACGCUGGGAGUCUUCUUUGAGCGCUCAGACGGACUAUCCGACGAUGUCGCAGCUCACGACAUUCUUGCUGGGACGAGCCCGAACAUUGGAACAGCUGGAGCGGGUGGCCGAACAAAAGACGCCGCAGAACACGCAGACCACGUCAGGACGCCCCGCCAGUCGCGACAUCCGGCUGGUGCAACAGCGAGCUUCCGUCCACGCAGCCGCCGCAACGCAGUCCACGACAACGACGACCACGUCCUCUGCACGCCCACGCACCUCAGCGCUCUAUCCUUGUGCGCUCUGCGCCAAGGAUCAUUUCUUGACAUCGUGCCCUGCAUUCAGGGACAAAACCGUGGAUGAGCGGAUAACUGUGGUGAAGGCUCAGCAGUUGUGCGUGAACUGUUUGGGCCACCAUAAUCUGAGAAGCUGCCGUACAGCACAACGGUGUAAGCUCUGCAAUGAGCAGCACCACACGGCAUUACAUGGUGGCAACCUCAUCAGGGUGUUGGUGCCAUUCCCGCAGACCUCGCAGCCCGCGACCGCCUCCACGUCUUCGCAGCCCACGGCGAAGGCAUCACAGACCACGCAAACACAAUCAGCACAACAUUGA